Orbicella faveolata is the source of this 1918-nucleotide messenger RNA. Its product is annotated as prenylcysteine oxidase 1-like. The record is from RefSeq and is a predicted model, not a curated record. Gene Ontology annotation, biological process: prenylated protein catabolic process; prenylcysteine catabolic process. Gene Ontology annotation, molecular function: prenylcysteine oxidase activity. NCBI's taxonomy places the organism in Eukaryota, Metazoa, Cnidaria, Anthozoa, Scleractinia, Merulinidae.
CAUUACUGCCCUUACUGAGAAAGCAAUGUAUCGAGCAUUUGGUUUUGGCCUAGGCACGAGCAUUUUCUUAUUCCCAACUCUCUUCUUCGCCAGGCAAAGAUCGGUUUUCGCAGCAGAGCGGAGGUUUAAACCCAAUAUAGCCGUCAUUGGAGCGGGCAUCGGAGGUUCGAGUUCAUCGCACUUUCUUCGGGAGCUUUUUGGAUCAGAGGCAACGAUUGAUGUAUUUGAGGCUUCAGACAGGAUCGGUGGACGUUUAGAUACGAUAGAAAUUGCCGGAAAACGUUUUGAAUCUGGAGGAUCCAUAAUUCACCCCGAUAAUAAAUAUAUGGGAGAUUUCGUCAAACUUCUUGGACUCAAGAAGCUCAAAAGCAGUGAACCAAGUGCCCUUCUUGGAAUUUAUAAUGGCAAGGAAUUUUCCUUUUAUGGUAGCAGAUGGAAACUUGUGAACUACAUAAAGCUUAUUUGGAGAUAUGGCUUAUUUGACCUUUACACUAUGGACAAAUUUAUCACAAACAUGUUGAAGAACUUUUCAAAUAUUUAUAAGCUGCAGGAAAACCAAGAGGCUUUUGAAAGUGUACCUGAAAUGCUAAAAGCAAUGGGUGGGGAAGAAUUUUAUGAAUACACCCAGAAGACAACAAGGCAAACUUUGGAGAAGAUUGGCCUCAACUCUUGCCUGAUUGAUAAGCUAGUGACAGCUGUCAUGAGGGUCAAUUAUGGUCAGGAUGUGACCUUGAAUGGGUUUGCAGGGUCAGUUUCCCUGGCAGGUGCACAGGGUGGGCUUUGGUCAGUCGAAGGUGGAAACUGGAAAGUCUGCAAGGGUUUACUUUCCAAAUCCAAAGCUACAGUGUACAAAAACACCAAAAUCACAGAGGUAGUUAAAACAACUCAGAGCAGCACUGGACAUCCAGUUUACUCCUUAAAAGGUGAUGGGCAAAUUCCAGACAAGCACUAUGAUGUUGUCAUUGUAGCUGCCCCUUUCGAGAUUCUUGAUUACUUCUUUGAUUGCAAAGAUUGCAGAGAAUGGCCGGUUCCAAAAGAACUGGGAAACUUCUGGCGCACGGUUGCUACUUUUGUGCAUGGUCAAGUCAACAUGACCCAUUUUGGUUUUUCAACUGAGGAUGACAUACCAGAAAUAAUUGGCACUACAGAAACACCAGAAAACUACUUCAACUCCGUAGGUCUGCAAGACCCAGUGGAAAACAGGUCAAACACUGAUCCUAUGGACUUGCCUAUUCGCAAAGUUUUCUCACGAUCUGAUCUAACUGCUUUACAGCUAAAUGAGUUGUACAGCAAUGUGGAACAAGUGAAAGUUGUCUCCUGGCUUGCAUAUCCCCACUAUACCCCUCCUGAGAAGUUUUGGUCUUUUGUUUUGGAUGAUGGUGUGUUCUACGUCAAUGCAAUUGAACAUUCUGCUAGUGCAAUGGAGAUGUCAGCAGUGAGUGCUAAGAAUGCCGCCUUGUUGGCACAUAAGUAUUACACUGGUGGAAGUUCACCACAAGCACAAGAUAAUGCCACACCGUCAGAUAUCAAAAGUGAACUGUAAUGCAAGUAGUUUUAAAUUUUUAGACUCAAUCAAUACUGUGAGAACACUGGAAGCUGACUCAAUAAUUUGUCAUUUUUAGGACGUGAUUUUGUGAUUUUGAUAUUCUAAGAUGUUUCAGAAGGGUCUUUUAACCAAGUCACAUGGCGAUUCUUUGCUGAGAGCAGUCUGGAGUCUAUAGUGUUAAGUACAUUGAAGUCACUGAUUAAAACAGAGGAUUCAGAGGGACUAGGCUGGGAUUCUGCAACUUUCUGGGGAGGGGGAAUUCAGUCAGAGCACUGAAUUCAGGAUUCAGGCUUACCGGUUCAAUCCUGACAGUGACUGGAGUGUUUCUGUUGAGCCCUUGGGUAAGAAACAAGUUUGCACUGUUCACCUCUU